Molecule: messenger RNA, 6680 nt
Organism: Ctenopharyngodon idella (grass carp)
Lineage: Eukaryota; Metazoa; Chordata; Actinopteri; Cypriniformes; Xenocyprididae
Gene: ofcc1
Product: orofacial cleft 1 candidate 1
Exons: 21
Coding region: 649-3531 (960 amino acids)
Cellular component (GO): perinuclear region of cytoplasm
Source: RefSeq, a predicted model, not a curated record
GUAGAUUAUGUAUAUUGGUUGCAAUACUUUAUCACGGCUCAACAAUACAACAGCACUUUUUUUUUUUCUUCGUAUGGCUCAGAUGCAUCAGUAUUUCAGAAUUUCAACUGCACAGGCAAUAUUUUCACUUGUCCUGUACGGAAAAACAAAACAAAAAAAACACAAAAAAAAAAACAUUGUACACACAUUAAAAAGAAAAACAAUUACUGUAUACUGUAUAUUAUUUAUAUAUAUAUAUUGUAUAUGUAAAAAAAAAAUAAAAAAAAAAAUAUAUAUAUAUAUUUUACAUAUAUUUUUACAUAAUUUCAAGCUAGUUAAAUAGUGCUACAUAUUAAUUCAAGCAGACUUUACGCCAGAAUGUUCUGUACAUAACAGAAAACCAAAUGUUUAAAAUCUAAAACUGUUAAAUAUGUAUAUGAUCUUCAAACGUAAGAUGUAGUGAUGAUGCAGCAUUAGCUCAAAAAGACAAGUGAUUCAAUUUCAUCUUAAAAUUUUCUUGAAUGAACAAAAUUUAAAACACAGACACAUGCUUGUACAUACUUGAUAAACACAGGCAGCCAAAUGACACUAAUAACCUGUAAUUCUGUAUCUGCAGGUAAAGGUCAAAGGUCAACACACAAGGAGCAGUAAAACGUACCCUCUGUGGCGAUGGAUAAGUUGCAGCAGAAGGCUGUGGAGCAACCUGAGCAGAAGAAAUCCAAGUCGGCUGAAUUUCUGAUGGCAGAAAGAGGCUUGAUGGAGGGUGCCGUGAAUCCUGCAUUCCAGGAAGACUCGGAGGAAGAGAGUGAGAUGAGAGGUGGCGAUAGCACACUUGUAGCUCGGCGACAACACGUGGGGCUGCAGGCCUCAGCUACGGCACGAGGAAAUGAAGGUGCCCAAAAUUACUUUGACCCCUCGUCGGCGGCGGAGGGUGACCCAAGGCGGUGCAGGAUGUCUGGGGUCGGAGGCAGAGAUGAGCUGGAAUUAAAAUUUAUGAAUGAAGAUGAGAGAAACCUUUAUGAGAAACUUUCCAAAAUGUUUCAGGAAGAAGACGCCUCCACUGUCAUAGAUUUACCAGGUAUGGUGGCAUCUGAGUGUGGUGAGGAUGUUGAACCAGUGGCUAAAGAUGGAUGGAGGGAUCGAAGGAGGGCUGAGCUGCUGGAGAGGAGAGCGGAGGUCAUCCCUCAGUAUGUGGAGCAGCUCAGAGAGCGUGUGCAGAAAGACAUGAUCCCAGUGGGCAAACCCGUGCUAGAACAGGAAGAGCAUUCAGAGCGAGGGAAGACGGAGGAAAAGGUGUGGGCGAGGAAGCAGAGAGUAAUGUCGCUCUUAAGGGGAAAUUCAAAGAUCAGGCACAUAGAUGAGGAGGAAGCCGUUCUGCAGGACAGACUCUACGCUGUGUUCCAGCGGGCGGAGAAUCGCUUGCUGAAUUCUUUGCGUCAACACCAGGCUGAGAUCAUCGACCAAUAUGGUGAAAUUAUUGAAGAGGCAGAAAACACAGAGCCACUGGGCAUCGAAUCUGACCUCCACUGGCAGGUGGAAUGGACUCGGACUCCACAGCCCAUAGAGGUGCUUGUUUUGUGUCUGAGGGCCGUGAGAGAGAAGCUGCCCAGAGGUCUGUACUCACUAAGCGUGUCUCUUCAGACCCAACUGGGCGGCCGCAUGCUGCGCUGGUCCCGUCUGCAGGAGCAGCAGUGGGCUGGAAGCACAGAACCUGUGGAACAUCAGGGCCGAUACUGUGACACAGAACUCAACAUUAACCAGAGCCUCUACAUGGUCUUACCUGCAUCAUGUGAUCUGUUGCCAUCCAGUGUGCUAGUGUUCAAGCUGUUAUCUCUGCCUGGUGAUCACAGUCAUGUGAGUUCUGUGGUGGGCUGGGGUGCAUUUCCCAUCUGCGACUGCUCCCUUCAGCUCUUCAAGGGCAAGUUCAAGACCCCUCUCUUGCGUGGCAGGCCAAACUCCUCACUCAACCAAUUCCGCAAAAUUGAGCAUCUGCUCUCCACUGACCUGGACCACUGGCUAUGCAACGUUUACUUCCAGGUGAAGAGACUCCCGCGGGGCAGCACCAGGGUGCCGGAGCGCAGCUUCACCCUGCAGAUCCCCUCUCACCCCCAGCUGAGCUCCAGCCAGGGGCUUCCUCCCCACCCGGACACCUCCACCCGCUCCUCUGCCUCUCUGCCAGGUAAGAGCCCCACCGGAGCUGUGUCAGCCUCUGAGCCCAGCAACCAGUCAAACCGACCCAUCGCUGAGAAAACCAAGGCCGGAAUUCAUAGCAAGAGCGGCAGGCAGAAGAAGAUAAUCGAGAGAAACAGUGAGGCGCUCAAACCUCUCCCUAAAGAUCAGCUGGACCAGUUCACCUUCUCCGUGCGAUCUCACCGACACAGUUUGCACAGGUCUGCCCCUGUGUGUUGCGGGACGGCCAAGAGAACACGUCUGGCAGUGCGUCUCCUCCCGUCGCUGCUCGAUUUGUCCUGCCGUCCACGUCCUCAUCUGUCUCAGAUCAGUUUGAGCAUUUUCCUGUUCAGUGUAAUGUGGUUUCCCCGUCUGUACCUGCAUUACUGCAGCCAGUGGCUCUUUCUGCAGGCUCAACACAUCCCCAUCAACAGAUUUGGGUUGGGUGUGCACACGGUGGAUCUGGUCUAUCAGGGUUCGCUGCUAUCUACCCUGGAGGAGGUUCUGCUGGUGCUGCUGGGCCCCCUGACCUUGAAUGCAGCUACGCUACUGCUGCUCCUGAUCAGAUGGGGCUGUCAGCUAGCGUUUGGCUCACCGCCCUCCUUCCUGUCAAAGUUUAUCAUGGCUGCGGCAGUGUGGACAGUGCUGGACCCUCUGGCGGUCUUCGCUGUGGAUGCCGUCCUGGGGCGGCUGUCCUACAGUGCAGAGGAACCAUUAGCGGAUGCUGCCAAGCUUUACUGGCAUUUCUUUCGGACGGAGCAGUCGGGUACAGCAGGCAUCAUCAUCACACUCUUCCUGUAUGGCGUCCACUGCAUCCUCUCCUUCACUUUUCUUUAUGUUUACUUCCUCAGACUUCACAAUGAUGGGAGACUGUUAGAUAUCUAUCAGCGGCUCCACAGCACUGAGGGAGCGUUCUUUGUUCCACAUGAUAUGGAGGUCUCCAACCAGGAGCUCAAUUACAUUGUAAAGAAGGCAGAGCAAUGGAGAGGCUUCAAUGGAGAGAGACGCAAGGUGGCAGUGUAUGACUACAUCUGGACAGAGGAGGAGCCUUUGGUAGGAUUGGCACCGCCUGCAGGCAUGCCCGUUACAGGAUGUGAGACAAGCACCCAUCUAUCCAUCUACACACUGCACUUGAGCGGCCUGCGCCAACAUUACAGACACUUCCUAAGACAACCUGAUGGAGCCAUUAUAGAGGUGAUGGAUGAUUCUGACAGUAAAGAGUUUCAGAAGUCAGAGUUGCAUAAGGAACAUGAGAGGAUGAAGAGUGUGACACAUCUCAGAGAGAGGAAGAGGAGAAAAGCUGCCUGGCGAUCGCACAGGGUUGAGCCUCUUGGAGGAAGUGCCUGUGACUCAAGCAUUGGAAUUAAAGAGCCCAGCCCAUAACCUCAAGUAACCACACACAAUAAUAAAUAAAUAAAAUUAAAUGCUUUUCUAAACAGAAGGGUGCUUUACAGUACAUUUGCAUAUAUACACCUAUGUUUCUCUGUUAGCACAUGUGUAAACUUGAGGGGAACUGACUAAAACUCUACAAAGCACCAGAUUAAAAGUCAUUUUCAAAUGAAAUUUGAAAAAAAAUCAUUUGUUUGCAGUUGCUACUUGAUAUUUUGUAUUAAAUGCAAUGACACAGCGUUUCUACGCAGUUCGGAAAAGUAUGGAAAAGUAUUAAAUUUGAUUUGAGUAAUUUCCAGGUCUGGAAAAGUAUGGAAAAAUAUUUGCAUUUCCAGACUAUUGCACCUAUUUACUUUUAUAUAAUAGAAAACUAAGAAUUUAAUGAAAAUAAAUUUGUCAUACACAAAGUGUGUUUUCAUGGCAGCUGUUUAGUGAUUCAUUCAGUUGUUGUCAAACACAACUGAAUGAAUUCAAGGUGCACUUUUUCAUUAUGAAAAAAUGCAGGUUAUAAGCUUUUUGGGUUUCUUCUCAUGACAUUCUUAGCACUCUAUAAGGACCUUUGCAAAAAAUAAAAAAUAUACAGACUUUCGUGUGCACACAAGAAACCAUUAAACUUAGCAUAUGGGACAAUGCACACUGAGCCACCUAUUGUGCCAUCAGCCCAUUUUGCGGUGUGGUUUCUUGGCAACCACAGAGUAUGCAUUAAAGCAGAUCUAAGGCCUUGAAAUAUGACGUACUGCCCUAACGAAAGCCAAAUUUUGAACACUUUUUUACAGUACCAGUCUUUUUUUUUAUAGACCCUUGAACUUGGCAAACAGGACAAUGCACACAGCCCAUCACACAGUGCCAUCAGCCCAUUUCGAGUCAUGGUUUCUCCGCCGCCACAGGGGAUGCGUUAAAUUGGACAUUAGGCCUUGAUAUUAAAGUUACUACCCUAAGAAAAGCCAAAUUUUGAGCAAAUAGAUCUCUAUUAUUUCAUAUGCAUCCAUGCUCUCGUUUUCUUCAUAGUAAGAUGGCAGUGACACACAAAGGAAAUAGGUUAGGCCUAUAGUGUAUAUAUAAAACUAGAAAUUGUAAUGCGCAAGCACGCAAAAAUUCCCAUGCGCAUGUGAAUAAUUUCUCGAGGGCACGAAAAAGUUUCUUGUGUGCAUGCAAAAGUCUGUAUAGAUUUUUUUUUUCUUUUUUUUUCUUUUUUAGGGGGAUCUGUAUGUUGUCACUUUGAGAAAAUUAAUGAAAAAAACCCUGAGAAAAUAAAAAUAUUUGCAGAUGACUGUUCUAUAUUCCAAAUAUUAAGCUAUAAAUAAUGCUGUAUGAACCAUUCAUGUUAAAUAUGGUCUGAAAAUCCAGAGAGAGGUUUGGGUAUUUGAGUCUGGAAAAAUAUGGAAUUUUGAAAUGGAAAACGUGUAGGAACCCUGAUAGACAAGUGUGACUUAAGUGUCUAACUAUUUUUUGUAAUACUGUAUACUGUCACGUUGUGGUGUAGUCAAUCACACACAAUGAAGACCAAUGGAUUUUCAAUAAUCAAAAAUCUUUAAUAAAGAAAACCAAAACACAUAGAUCACAGGAGAUACAAAACACUAAGAAUUAACACACCAAUGUAAAGACGAGAAUCGACAAACACAACGGAAAACAAAUGGCUAUAUAUAUAUAUAAGGGGUGAACACAGGCAACUAAAUGAUAAACAGGUUUGACUAAUUGGUAACUAAGGCAACUAACAUGCUGUGAUAAAGAACUAAACUGAGGGUACGUUUACGCAACAACGAUGUACUAAAAAUAAAGAAAAGCUUUCUCUUUGCAUUUGUAUGCAUACAGAUGACAAUGUUGUCAAAACUAUCCCGUUCGCACAGAUCCACGAAAACAACUAAAAAUGCUGUAUUAUGCAUGCCAGGCCAGUAGUUGGCGGUCACUUUGUAAAAAAAAAAAAAAAGAAAGAAAGAAAAAAAAAAAACUCUAUGCACCUAUAGACUGAACAUAUAAUAAGCAUGCACAUGAUGUCACUGUUUUCACAAAUUCAUGUCUUUGUAGUUUACACAAAAACUAAAACUUGCACUUUGAACCAUGUAAACGCCCUCUGAAAUUAAAUAUAGACAACAGAAAGGCAAAAUGGCAACUAAACUAAACAUAACCCUUGCAUAUGCCUAGAAAUAAUAAUAAUAAUAAUAAUAAUAAUAAAAACCAAUAAAAAAUGGUAGCAAAAACAUUUAACAAUGAAGGAUAUUAACAAAACAUUUUAUUUAAGAAAGAUUUAAUGCAAGCUGAUGGUCUCCAAUUAAACUUUCACAACCAUGGAUUUGAAUGAAGAUUUGAAUGCAACUUUACCUACAGUAAUAAAAAGAACCAAAAAAAUAUAUAUAUUGUAGCUUUCAUGUUUUCAGGUUUUUGUGUCAGAUCUCUAAGGACAGAAGUAGAAAAAAAAAGCCAGAUGUCAAAGAAAAGUGCAAUACAUAAAAGCAAGGCAGUUCAUCAAACAGAAAACAAUGUAAAGUAAAAGUUCCAUGAAGACAUGAACGCGGGUCAUUUGGUCUUCACUGCUGCUUCAACACCAUGAAAAAUGACGAUUCUAAAAGUCACUUAUCAAGACACAGUGAUAAAAUAUCAAUAUUGGGGCCACAUUAAGCAGGAUAAUAUUCUGUCUGCCUUGAUUUGUAUUGAGUAUGUGUCUGCUGCCCGGUGCUUGACGUAAUGAACUCGCCCACAAAUCAGCCCUUAAUGGGGCCCUACUUAUAUAUACUGCUUAAUUAAAGGUUGUGGGCUUAUUAACAUGUGUCAGCGGUGGCGGCCGGGUGAGAUUGAAUCUGUUCGUACAGAGCCAGGUUGUAAAGGUUUUAUAGAUAACCUAUCAUUAUUAAACCCCAUUGCUUAAUAUCAGAUCUUAAUAACCUGUCAUUUUCAUUGAUGAUGAUUUUCUUUAUGGGCGGCCAUUAUGGUCCAAAGUUGCGGCUGUUUAGGGAAAAGCUGUUUGGGACUCUCGGCACCUCAGCGCUUAUGACUCUCGUGUGCUCAUUGAACUUUCUGUCUUUUAUGCGACGAGAGAGCAUCAGUGAGUAGUGACCAGAGGGCUUUUAGCUCAGAACAGCCCAGCUGAGAUGAGCCUUCAUCUCUCUCUCUCUCUCUCUCUCUCUCUCUCUCUCUCUCUCUGUCUC